Molecule: messenger RNA, 699 nt
Organism: Fusarium musae
Lineage: Eukaryota; Fungi; Ascomycota; Sordariomycetes; Hypocreales; Nectriaceae
Exons: 1
Coding region: 1-699 (232 amino acids)
Molecular function (GO): acyltransferase activity, transferring groups other than amino-acyl groups
Source: RefSeq, a predicted model, not a curated record
AUGUAUCCCAUGUUCCAAAUUCGUGAUGUGGGGUCAGGCCUGAGGGACGCCGAAUUCAUCACGGUAGCUUUUGACUCUUCUCUGCCAUUCCUCGACGAGACUGGCAACGCAGGACAAUGGGGAACAGUUCCUUUCUCAGAGAGAAAGGGCUUCUUGGAAGCCACCCGGGAAGAUAUCAAGCAAUCAGAAAUCUUCAAACUUAGCGGCCAAGGCGAGCGGCGACGAAUUUUCAUCGCAGAGAUUGAGGAAACAAACUCCGGGACUGACCUCGUGGAACUUCACCGCCGGAAGGAUGAUCAUACGGGCAAGACCUUUGUCUCAGUGGGCGCUGCGAUGAUUCUCGACGAUGAAUUUGCAAGUCACAUACGCUCUAUUGCUGUUCUGGAGCCCUAUAUCGCUGCUGCUGAGAAACGUGGUGGCUUUGUGUUUCUGGACUUCCUUAUCACAGAUCAUCGCGUACCAUCAGCCCAGCGUAAGGGCGCCGGGUUGGCAUUGCUAGAUCAUGUCAAGACCUACGCGUCUGAACACGGGAAACGAGGCAUUUUUCUCGAUUGCUGGACCGGAGGUACAGACAAACUGGUCAGGUACUACGAAAGCGCUGGCUUCAGUCCAGUACAAGACUUUGAGUAUAAUAAGAAGAGCGGGGAUGUAUGGCCCGGUAGACUAUUUCGACUUGAUUCAGCUUCUAUACUACCUUGA